UCGGCUCAGUUCAAGAUGAGUAUCUCCCAGUGUUGCAUCGCACUACUGCUGACUGCGGGCUGCGUGCUCUCUACCCCGUUGGCGCUGAGCACAAGUGCUGCGCAAUCUAACUCGCAUUCUCCACUGGUGAAGCGGAAAUGUGGCCAACGUUUGAUGGAGCCCCUGCGGCCUCAGGAGGAGACUUCCAGACGUCCCAAAAUCGAGCAGUGGCCAUGGGUCGGAACGCUGUUCAUCCGGUACGGCAGUGAUCCACCUGUGUUUGCGUGCUUGGUGACUAUUCUGAACGAUCGCUUCGUGUUGACUGCUCGGUAUUGCCUCACUAGCGGGAGACGCAGAGUGACACCGCUGGAUUUGGUAGUUCGACUCCGGAUGGACAGCUUCGAUCGAACGGAGCAAACGUCGACGCAUGAGUUCGAAGUUGACGAAUUUUACACAAGCAAUACGACGGACCCGCUGGCGGCGCUUGCACUGCUGAGACUUUCCAGUGAAAUCAACAUGAACGUCUUCGCCCGUCCGAUUUGUCUGUGGGAGAGCGGUGAUGAAAAUCAGGAAUUGGUUGAUAAAACAGGAACUCUUGUGGGAUGGCAAUCGAAUUUGUUCGGUGGGCUAGAGCAAAACAUGAGAGAACUGAAUGUCGUUAUAGUUCCGAGUCAAAUGUGCCCCAUGCUGCCAGAGGUUAUGGUUGGGAAAAUUUGCGCGCAAGUGCAGAACGAUUUAACUUAUGGUCACGGCGAUGGUGGUGGUGGAUUGUAUGUGGAGGAAGAGAGUGUUUGGUAUGUGAAAGGUAUAAUUGUGAAGUUUGAUGUAAUUGGCUUGGAACAGCAGCAUUUAUCAUUUAUCGAUAUUUCGCCGCAUUUGAAAUGGAUAAGAUGGAUAAUAGAAUAAUUGAAAAUA
This is a messenger RNA of Aedes albopictus (Asian tiger mosquito), 894 nucleotides long. RefSeq names its product testisin-like. The record is from RefSeq and is a predicted model, not a curated record. The transcript has 2 exons. Bases 16 to 885 code for a protein of 289 amino acids. NCBI's taxonomy places the organism in Eukaryota, Metazoa, Arthropoda, Insecta, Diptera, Culicidae. Gene Ontology annotation, molecular function: serine-type endopeptidase activity. Gene Ontology annotation, biological process: proteolysis.